Messenger RNA from Abrus precatorius (Indian licorice), 1631 nucleotides. RefSeq names its product ethylene-responsive transcription factor RAP2-12-like. The transcript is spliced from 3 exons. The record is from RefSeq and is a predicted model, not a curated record. Gene Ontology annotation, biological process: regulation of DNA-templated transcription; ethylene-activated signaling pathway. Gene Ontology annotation, molecular function: DNA-binding transcription factor activity; DNA binding. The coding region runs from base 140 to 1309 and encodes 389 amino acids. NCBI's taxonomy places the organism in Eukaryota, Viridiplantae, Streptophyta, Magnoliopsida, Fabales, Fabaceae.
ACCAAACUCAAUUAUACAAAACCCUGAAGAAACAAUCCCAUUUUCUUUCCAUUGAACCAAAGCUUUGGCUUUUCUCUGAAAAUUUUCCAUUGGGUGGAAGAAAGUCUCAAACUUUUCCUGAAAGAAGAAGGAUCUAAAGAUGUGUGGAGGUGCUAUUAUCUCCGACUUCAUUCCGGCGGGACCCGCCGGAAGGUCCCGGCGGGUGACCGCCGACAUCCUGUGGCCGAAUUUGAGGAAACCCAGUUCGGAGAAGCGCUUCUCGAAGCCGUUGUUGGACGAUGACUUCGAGGCUGGAUUCAGGGAAUUCAAGGAUGACUCUGAAAUCGAUGAGGAUGAUGAUGAGGAUGAGGAUGGUGACUUGCUGGUUGGUGUUAAGCCCUUUCGCUUUUCUUCUUCCAACAAGCCUUCAAAGCCCCUUCUCUCUCGUGGAUCAUCAACUGUAAAAUCUGUGGAAUUAAAGGGGCAAGCUGAGAAGUCUGCUAAUUCUAAGAGAAAGAGGAAGAAUCAGUAUAGGGGAAUCCGUCAGCGUCCAUGGGGAAAAUGGGCAGCUGAAAUCCGUGACCCAAGAAAGGGGGUUCGUGUUUGGCUUGGAACUUUCAGCACUGCUGAAGAAGCUGCUAGAGCUUAUGAUGCUGAAGCAAGGAGGAUUCGUGGCAAGAAAGCCAAGGUUAAUUUCCCUGAUGAGGCUCCAGUUGCUUCCUCAAAACGCUUCAAGGCAAGCCCAGGAGAGCAGUCACUAAAGGACAAUCUUAACUCUGUUAAGCCAAAACUGAACCAAAUGUUCAACUUUGGUGACAAUCUGGAGGACUACUACAGCCCUAUAGAUCAGGUGGAGCAGAAACCACUGGUUAACCAGUAUGCUAACAUGGCCUCGUUCCCUGGAAAUGGAGUUGAAAUCUCACCUGUUACUGCAUCUGCUGAUGUUACUACUUAUUUCAGUUCUGAGCAUUCGAGCAAUUCGUUUGAUUAUUCUGAUCUUGGAUGGGGUGAGCAGGGUCCAAAGACUCCUGAGAUCUCAUCCAUGCUUUCUGCUCCUCUGGAAGGUGAAUCUCAGUUUGUUCAGGCUGAUCAGAAGAAAAACUCUCAGGAUCUGAUGUCCGUGCAAGAUGAUUCUGCAAAGACUCUAUCUGAGGAGCUCGCUGAUAUUGAGUCUCAGCUGAAGUUCUUUGAUACCCCUUUCCUUGAUGGAGCCUGGGGCGAUGCUUCGCUGGCAUCAUUGCUCGGUGGAGAUGCAACUCAGGAUGGUGGAAACCCUAUGAACCUUUGGAGCUUCGAUGACCUGGCUUCCAUGGCAGGAGGAGUUUUCUGAUCUACUUUGUCGCGCUGUUUAUGUAAAUAAAGCUACAAGAGUGGUGGUCGUGGUGGUGUUGGUGAUGGAUUAUGAACAAGUAACCUGCUUAAGCAUAUGUGGAGUUUUAUUCUCUUGUGGCCAAUGAGUAUAGGACUAUAUAGGUUUUUAGAUGUCCUUUGUGUUUUCAAAGACCUCAUUUUCAGGCAAUUUUCUGUUUGAUGUUCAUAAGGAUUAUGUUAUAUAUGAUCUUCGGAUACAGUCUUGACUGCUGAUAUAAUUGUUAACUGGGUUGUUUUCCUUAUGGCAAUUUAAUUAUGACUGAGGCUAUUAGUUUUUUACC